This is a messenger RNA of Bombina bombina (fire-bellied toad), 541 nucleotides long. RefSeq names its product myelin-oligodendrocyte glycoprotein-like. Gene Ontology annotation, cellular component: external side of plasma membrane. Lineage: Eukaryota; Metazoa; Chordata; Amphibia; Anura; Bombinatoridae. Gene Ontology annotation, biological process: T cell costimulation; immune response; negative regulation of T cell proliferation. The record is from RefSeq and is a predicted model, not a curated record. The transcript is spliced from 2 exons. Bases 122 to 541 code for a protein of 139 amino acids.
AUAAACGUAGGUUAUGGCUAUAUAUAGAGGAAAGGUCUCUUAACUGAGAGCAUAACAAAGCUGGUAUAAUACGAUCCCAGCAAGUGUAUUUGUGAUUUAGUCUAUAUUUUGUACCUUCAACAUGUGUCCUUUGGCCUAUGUGGAUGACGACAAAGAAAAAGUUAAGAAAUCCUGUUCAUGCCCUCAUGAAACGGUUACUGCCCCUUUGGGGGGCACUGUUACAUUUAAAUGCCCUAUCACUUGGGAACCUGGAGAAACUAAAACAUUGCAAGUGUCUUGGUUGAAGAAACUGAAGAGUGACGGUGAAGUUCAAGUGCAUUGCCAGAACGGCGGAGAUGAAGAAGUGACUCAGAAUGAAGAUUACAUUGGCAGAACAUCCUUAUGUGAAAACUGGGUGAAAGAUGUGAACGGAGCACUAACACUUACAAAUGUAAAGAUUUCAGAUGCAGGAGAUUACAUUUGCUUUGUCACCCACUUAGCUGAAGACAUUAAAAGAACUAUGUGCUGUGAAGUUGCCUUGAAAGUUGAGAGUGACAGAUGA